Molecule: messenger RNA, 8733 nt
Organism: Motacilla alba alba
Lineage: Eukaryota; Metazoa; Chordata; Aves; Passeriformes; Motacillidae
Gene: USPL1
Product: ubiquitin specific peptidase like 1
Exons: 8
Coding region: 4186-7476 (1096 amino acids)
Biological process (GO): Cajal body organization; protein desumoylation
Cellular component (GO): Cajal body
Molecular function (GO): SUMO binding
Source: RefSeq, a predicted model, not a curated record
GCGGGGCCGCCGAGCGCAGCGGGCCGGGGCUCGGCUGGAGCUCCCCGCUCGGGGGGCGGCGGGCCCGGCUUGUCCCGGUGCCUUCGGUGCGACCGGGGCGCGGAGCGGGGGGGGGGUCUCGCGGGUCCCGAAAUGCCGACUGAGUAUUUCAUGUCAGUAGCAUUGCGGGGAAGGGUGCGGGCCUUCCGCGCUUCGCUCGGCCGAGGUGCGCCCGGGCAGGCACCGCGUGUGUGUGUCCGCCCGCAUCUGCCCCUGGCACGGUAUUCUAGUGCUCAGCGAUUAACUCUGUGAACGCUUUUUCCCUCUGCAGUAGCGUGUGGAUCGCUCUGGAUGUGGAAUAAGAGCUCAGGCGGCAGUUUAACCGCUAGGUUUAUCUGAAAAAGCCGAGCACAUUUCGGGGAGGGGGGAGGGCAGUAGCUCCGCACUGGGCCGGCCCAGCCUGACGGCUGGUUAAGUGGCAUCCACACCCCCGUGCCUCUGGUUUCCACUGCCUUGGGACACGGAUCGCCUGCCUUCCUGAAGUCUUGCCUCUUCGCUGCAGCUAUAAUAAAUAAACUGCACUAGUUUCAGGCUGUGUUUUUCCUACAUUCGCAUUUUUGUUUCGGAAGCACUGAAUGAUUUGCCCGCAAAAUGUAGUCCCUGUCCCUUGUCAUACACCCAUAAAAGCAUUUAAUAUGUGGACAUUCAGAGAAGUCUGCCUGUAGAACAAACUCUUAGAACAGUGAAGUAAUGAUGUUGCACGCUGGUUCGUUUUGCAGUGUCAUCAGAUUUAUCUUUAUUUGCUUAGUCUACGUUAGGCUAUUUUCAGGAAGGGAAUUCAUGUUUGCUCCCACGCUGUGGAGCCUUGCAGUUCUGCCCAGUACUUACAGGCUGGGCUGGAGAGAGAGUUGCUUUCUUACAGGAACAAUGUUACUGUUGCAUGUAACAAAAUAUUUUGUGGCCAAGACUGUCAAUUUUUGAGGGAGGGACUGGGAUUUGGAUAUUUGUAGUUAUGGCCUCAGAUAAAGAAAAACCUUAGUACUCUGAUUUCUUAUUGCAUAAAGAAUGGAAAGUAACUAACACCACUUUCUUUUUCUUCACAUUUGUUUCUUUUAAUCUUUUCAAUAUCCCCUUGAUGAAGGAAACAAGACUUGUAAGGUGAUUUACAAAAAGGUUAUUUUUAAAUGUCAUUUUAGCCUGUAAACAAGGAUAUGUCCUCUUCACUGUAGUGUAAUCACUGUUGUUACCUGCUUUUUGCAGUUUGUAACUGAUUGUAAUUCAUAAGGUACUGUUUCAUGAGGUACAGUUAUUAUCAAAAAGGCCCAGAUCCUUUUUUCUGUAGAAUUGUUUGAUGCAGUGGUUUGGGCUGGAAGGGACCUUUAAAGAACAUUUAGUUCCAACCCCGCUGCAGUGGGCAGGGAUGCUUUCUACUAGACCAGGUUCUUCUAAGUUCUGUCCCACCUGACCUUGAAUAUUUCCAAUGAUGAGACAUCCACAGCUUCCUUGAGUGACCUCUUCCAGUGUCUCACCAUCCUGCUUGUAGAGAAUUUCUUCCUUUAAUCCAACCUAAAUCUGCCCUCUUUAAAACCACUGCACGUUGUACUGUCACUAUGGAUCCCAGUAAAAGGCCUCUAUCUCUUCCUCAUAAGCCUUUUUAAAUUACUGAAAGGCUGCAGUAAGGUCUCCCCAGAGCCUGCUCUUCUCCAGGAUGAACAAUCUCAGCUCUCACAGCAGUUCUGCAUGGGAGAGGUGUCUGGACUAACUCCAGCAGGUCCACAUCAUUACUCAGUUCCCAGCACUUCAGGGGGGUUCUCACCAGAGCAGACUGGAGGGGCAGAAUCCAGAUCCCAUAGUCUGUGUCUCUUUGCUGAAGAAAAUAAACAGUUUUGGCCCCACUGUGGGCCCUUGAGGGACACCACUGGUUUGUGCUUGGUACAUUGAGCUGCAGCUGUUUGGAUGUGGCCAUCCAGCCAGUUCCUUAGGCAUUUAGCAGUUCUAUUUCAAGGCCAUGUGUCUCUAUUACUUCAUCUUUUCCUUAUUUUCUAUCUCUGCCCUCCCUAGGUCAUUGGAUUUUUCAUAGGCCAGUUUAAUUCCAUGGAAUUGCAGAAAAACUUGUUCUUUACUAAGCUUUCUGCUGUUUUGUGAGUUCAUUUAGUUCAUAAAAAGUCUGAUGAGGACAUGAGUUGUUGCGGGAGGGAAAUAAAAGAGAAAAGCGACGCCCCUAUUCUGCAGCAGCAAGUUGUUACAUCAACUCAUCUACUCAAGGAAGUGUAGCCACAGCACAAUGAUAAUUUAGUCACAUCCAUAGCAUAUUUUACAUUACAUUUUUCAAUAUUCAGACUUAAAGGAGGAAAGUAGCAUUAAUUGCUUAGAACAUGACCUAGUGAGGCUGAACGUGCCUUCCUUUGUAUUUGCCUGUCUGUAAUGCAGUUAUUGCACGUGGCUGCAGUGAGUUGUUGCAGUACUGAUGCAGCAGUCUUUUACUUGGCUGUUUUUCUUGGCAGUGUUGAUCUGAUGGCCAGCGUUUGUACAUUGUGCAAAGAUCACCAAUACCUUCCUGUAAUGUUAGAAACUUUCAAGAGUACAGGCAGGCCUAUUUUUUUGCUCAUUGUGUUUGUCUUUGAACUAAAAGGAUAAUUAAUUUUUAAAAAUGUUAUUAUAUUUGUAAGACAAAUAGAAGUCUUUCUUUCGGUAUUGUGGUACUGUUGGCUGAGUGAUUAUAGCUGGGGAAGGUAUUGUACAUCUCAGAAAAUCUUAUACAUCUCGGUAUUCAAGCUUUAAAAAGAACAGCAGAAGUAACAGAAACUGAACACAACCAGAAAAAAACAACUUAUUUUCCUUUUGAGAGAGCUGAUAGGGUAAACAGGGCCUUGCAAAGAAAUGCAUGUGUUUUAUAAAACCAAGCAGCAUGCUUAAAACAGAAUAACCUGCAGGUUCUUAGUGUUACUAACCUUUUGAGUAUGUGGUGAAUUUUUGUGGUGAGAAAUUUCUCAGGAGUUUCUGUCAUGUCAUGGGAUCUGUUUUUUAUUUACUCUGGAGCACUGAGACUGCUUCAUGCCAAAGAAUUGACUAAAAGUCCCUUGAAAAGUAAAGUUAUGUAUUUUAGUAUGAUAUAUCCUAUGAUAAGGGUUGUUAUCUGUACAACUUGUAAUUGUAUAAAAGAAGUCAACUUCCUGGCUAGACUGAUAUAUAUGAUAGCAGGGUUGAGUUACAGUGUGAUAGCACUGUUGCUGCUGUGUGCAAAGUUGGGGUGCUUGUCUUUCCUUAACACUCCACCAAGCUUGUAUGCCUUGAACUAAUUCAUUAAUUUUCACCUUGCAUGAGCUCUGGACCGUGCUGUUUCUUGUGCACCCUACAACAUUACUUGGAAAGCUAAACAUGCUCUAAGGGACAUGGAUUGAUAAUUUUUAUGUUCUUGCCUUCCAACCAUCAGUUUAAUCAGUCAGGGAAUACUGUCUCUACAUGAUGCAGACUGGUAAUUCUGAAAAGAGCUGCUGGACACCCUGAAGGUUUAAAUAGGAUAUAAUCUUGUUUUGAUCCACUCUUAAGUUGCCACGGGGGUCUGAUUUGAAAUCUGAGUGGUUGUGUUUUACUGUUGUGCUUUUUUAGUUCAUGCUCUGUUGAUUUUUAGCAUUCCAUGCAGUUCUGUAGGGUCUCUUCUUGUCAAAUAUUGUAAGUAGGUCUAGGUUGAACUAGUAUUUAUAGAAUGCCUGGAGAUUUUUUUUUUUUUGGUGAGGAGUUGUUGCUGGACUGUAUUAAAGUGUUUAAAGGACAUCAUGGUGUGUGAGAGAAUGUUUUUCAGGGAAGUGAUGAAAAGGGAACAGUUGUGGCUCAAGGAAGGAUACUGCAUUGAUGACUUUGCAAUUCAGCUUAACUUCCUCAUGCAUCUUGAAGAGAUAUAUAUUUAUUCCAGUCAGUUUCAAGUCAACAGGAACAGGAUUGGGUCCCUGUAGUUCUUAAUUAAAAGUUUUGAGUUCACAGUCUGCUCUAGAACAAGAAAAAGUAUUUUCAGUUUAGAAAAUACUCUUCUGAAUUAAUUUCCACAAACUAUGCAAGCUGCAUUGUUGUUGGUAUUUUUUUCCCCCCAAACCUCAGUCUAAUUUUUCUUUAAUUGUUUUAUUCACUUCUUAUUUUUCAGGAGUCUUUGAAAAAUCCUUAGUGGUCAUGACAUUGUUACAAGUGACAUAAAUUAGCCAGUGGCUCAGAAUGAUGGAUACCCAGAAGACUACAAAUGGUUUGCAAGUGAUUGGAGAAGGGACUGGUAUAGGGAAAUCGACACUCCACAUGGUGGGGUAUUUGGGAAAAAACUGUAAUCCUGUAGAAACAACUGCACAUGAGUAUUGUCCAGUCUGCAAAGAGAAGGGUCAGAUCCAAGGUUUACGGACUUACCGCCUUAAUUUUCAAGAGUCCAUUUUCCUUUGUGAAAAUCCUCAGUGUAUCUACCCACUUGGUUAUAAACCAUUAAACAGCAUAAUUUCUUCUACUGGUUCAGAAAAUCAUCAAGCUCCAUCUACUCACAAGAAGAGGAAAUUUGGUGAUAUCAGUGACUUUUCUGCUGUUGAAUCAGAUCCAAAAAUCGCAAAAACUAACAACGUGCUCAAUGUUCAGCACGCCAUUAGUGCAGACUCUGUUGUGAAAGGCUGCCAGAGUAGUUUGUGUAUUCCCAAGGCAGGUCAACACAAUGUAUUACAAAAUGACCAGCAAAACCCUGGCAGCCAUGUGGGGUCUUGCAUGCAGAAUGUGGAUUUUGAAACAACCACCAAGACCAACAACUACCAAGAAAGUCUACCAAAGACUUCUAGUCCCAAAACACAACUACUGCCAAACUCUGAGCUUUUAUCAACAGCAUCUGAAAUUUCACUCAAAGAGGAUAAAGGUUCCACUAAUAACAGAGAUUUGUGUCUUCAGUGGAGAAACAUACAUAAUCUUUGUUGGUUAGAUUGUAUUUUGUCAGCACUGGUACACUUAGAAACUUUAAAAUCUGCUCUAGCAGAAGAAUGUAAUGAUGGAAAAUGUUUACUCCAGAAACUCUUAAGAAAGUAUAAUCAAGCAUCUGUUCUUCUGAAUACCUGUAAAAGGAGUAAAGUAAAAGAUGUUCUUCCAAAAGCAGAAUCUCAGCUCAAUGAAAUCAGAAACGUAAUCUUUACAGAACUUAAGCAUCAGCUGAGGGGUGAAUUGGGCACUAUGAAGAAUCCAGUGUUUGCACUUCAGCUACUCUUAAAAGUGGAUCAACAAGCUGAGAAACUAUUCUUGCAUUCUUUUUCAUGGAAGUUUGAAUGUGUACGUUGUGGCCACAAAUACCAGGACCGAUUGAAGAAUACACUAACGACGUUUACAAAUGUAAUCCCUGAUUGGCAUCCGCUCAAUGCUGUUCAUACUGGACCAUGUAUUAACUGUGGUAAUACAUCUCAAAGACAACAGAUGCUCUUGCAAAAAGUACCCUCAAUAUUAAUGUUGCAUUUUGAUGAAGGCUUGCCACAUAACAACCUGGAGAAAUAUUCAUUUCAAUUUGAGGAAGCCACCUACCAAAUAACAUCUGUUGUUCAGUAUCAAACAGAUAAGAAGCACUUCAUUAGCUGGUCGUUGAAUCCUGAUGGAACUUGGCUUGAAUGUGAUGAUUUAAAGGGUCCAUAUUGCAAGAGACGUAAAAGAUUUGAAGUUCCUCCUUCAGAGAUUCAUAUUGUUAUCUGGGAAAAGAAAGCAUCCCGUGUGCCACAAGAACUGAAUUCACAGUUCCAAAGUAAAAAUAGUGAAGAUAUUACUCUUAAUAAUGUACAUUCAAAUUCCACAGUGUUGCAUUGUGGUUUUGAUAACACUGUCAGCGAAACACCUGCAGAACAUCACAGAGAGGAUUCUGUGAGGACUCCAAAGAAGAAACAGCAGCAAGUAACUGAGGACAAAAGUAUUGUUCAUCAUGGUUCAGAAAAUCUGGCAGAUGGUGAUCUUGUAACACUGAUGCUUGAAGAAGUUCUAGUUGACUCGGAAGAUAAAUCGCUGCCUGAUGGACAGAUGGUGGGAAAUAACCUUCUUGAUGGAUGGGGCACACCAGAACAGCAGGAACCAGCUUUUUCACUUAGCACUCCAUAUACAGCAGAGUUUGCUGGACCUAGUCUAGCUAUGAACAAUAAAUCCAUAUUCUAUGAAAAUUCCAGUAUUUGCUUACCUCUAGAAGAGUUGAACCCAGUAAAUAUUACUGCUCCUAUGCCCAAAAAACAUGACCCUGAUUCAUCUGACUCAUUACCUUCUCAAUUAAAUGACAGAGCUAAUUUAGCUAACAGAGAAGAACAUGGAUUAAAUUCAGAACUACUGCUAAACAAGAAGUUGUUAGCAGUAGAAAAUACUGUACAAAAACCACCUGACUUGAAAGAUGCAAUCAAAACUGUAGUUAAUUCUCAAGUUGGCAGUUCUUCUGGUGCCAGUAAUUCAGUUCAGUCCUCACACAAAGACAGAAAAGGAGGAUUUGUAGGAAGCUGGGUUAAGAAAUUAAACAAGAGUACUUCUUUUAUGCCUUCAAGUGCCUCAGCUCUCAAGAAUGAGAGAAGUUGCAAAACUCCCUCAGUGCAAAAAAUAAGUGAAGUUCGGCUUCCAAUUAAGGGUGCAAGUAACUUUGGUGGAUUUCAAAGCAGAGGUACAAUGAAAACAACUGAGACCCCAAAGUUAGUGACUCCUCAGAGUAAUAAUCAUCCUUUAUCAAAUUUCAAAGGAUUUUCUCAAAGCACUUGUCUUCCAACAGCAAAUCAUACCACUACCGUAGGUCCAACUUGGAAUAAGUCAAAAAGCACAUUGGGUACCUCAGGUAAAGUGACUCAAUUCCCUUUACCUGGCUAUAACUCUGGUAAGGCAGAAGAGUCAGACAGUGACAAAACAAAAAAACUUCGCCUAAAAUUGUUAAAAAAACUUAAUGCUAAAAAGAAGAAGUUGGCUUCACUGGAUAGAUUAGCAGUGGAGCAGAUGAAACAGGAAAAACCUGUGAGUGGAGACGUAAGCACCCCAUCGCAGACUGAAUCUCAGAAUGACAGUGAAUUAUUGCAGAGCUUUUUAAGGGAGCUGCAGUAUCAGAUCGAUGUCACAGGUAAUGAAUCUGAAUUUAAUGCAAACGCUGUGCCAGGGUGCACUGGCCCUGAUAACACUGAUGAAAUACUGGCAGAAUUACUGUCCCCUACUUCGACUGUCACUUCCUUGGAGGCGCCAAAGAGCGAAGAUGAGUGUAUGUACAUGGAAAUGGUGCACAGCAGCGUGGCAAUGACCGUGCCCCAUGAGAACACCAGUGUGCCACAGGCAGCAGUGACAAAUGAGGACCACAAUUACUACAGUCCUGUAAAGGACACCACUUUGGAGCUUGAUGCAAUAAACAAACACAGUGUGAAAAAACUUUCUUUUGAAAGUCCUACGAGAGAUGAUAUCCUCGAAGACCUGUUCUCCAUUUCAGCACCAAGCUCAAUGGCAGGUGACAUGGAUUUACCUCAUUUUGAUGAAACUCUGUUUGAAACUUGGUAAAUACUCAGUUUCUUGAGUUCAAGUAUUUUUUCAGUAUUAUGUAUAUUUUGAAACAAAGCACUACUAAAUUAUAUUUUAUAAAUAGUUUAAUUGCACACUGGCUGUACUUGAACAAUUUACAUUUGAGAUUUUUUUGUUAAUACUUUACUGUAACAAGCAAAUAAGGGUUUAAUGUAUUUUAUUCUUCUGAGAAGCAGUUAUUUUAGCUGUCAGAUAUGACAAUGAUUUUUAAUUAAAAGCUCCUACGAGUCUUAAUUUUUGCUGCUUUUAAUAUGAAAAACUUCCAUACUCUGGUGAGUUUGAGAACUAAUUAAGUUCUGUAGUCUUGAUGAUGUAAUGGUGUAAGAAAUACUGUUUUAUGUAGUAAUUAUUUUACAGGACCACUCAACUCCUGAAGUUAUUUUGUCCAACAUUUAAAAAAAACCUGAAGUACCUUCUGUAAUUAGGGAAUUUUGCACCCUCUGGUAUGAACUUACAGGUUUCUUAGAAUUAAUUUAACUGUUAGUUAAUGCCUAUUAGUGUUGUCACUUGGAGUUUUUCAUGACUCAGGCAGUGCACCCCCGACCGUAUGUGAGAUGCCAAGGAGAGGCAAGGUCAGUAGGAAGAAAGUAAUGGAAAAAUGUGGCAAGACAGCAGUGAGUAAGCAGAGGGAUUCACACCUUGGUGUUUCUGGAUAUGUAUAGCUUUCAUUUUGCUAGAUUGGAGUCUUUUUUAAAUGCAUGGCCACAAAGCUGAGGGUAUUAUAUGCCAAGUUAGAUUAGCUGUACAUUUUUCUUGUUCUUGGAAAUAAGAAGGAUUUUAUCAGCAAGUCUGUUUAUCAGGCAUAUUUAGAGCUGUCCUGCAUUUUUUCAUUGUUUCAGAUCUCAAGUUCAAAACAUGAAAUGCUCUCAGUCUUACUUUUCCAGUAGAUGCAGUUAAACAUAAUGCUAUUACAAGGCAUGGUUACAGAUUCUAAUAGUUUUGGAUUGCUAGGUUUAAAAAAUGUUUGAAAAACUAUCAUUGGCCCUGAACUUGCUGUGUCCACUUAUUUCUGCUGCAGUUGGGUACAUUGUUGUCAAACUGGUACUUUAGGCAAUGAAGUUUUGAAAUUCAAGUUGUUGUGAAGAACUUGAGCUUCUUCUUUGUUUUAAGUACUGUAAUUGGUAAUGUUACAAUAGAAAAUGAAUGGAUUCUGAAUGUUAAGGGCUGGUGUACUGCUUGUGAAAUGUUUGCCCGUUUGUGAAUUCCCUAAUUAAAACAAACAAACAAAAAAAAAAA